Geodia barretti is the source of this 2522-nucleotide messenger RNA. The record is from the annotation of a GenBank genome assembly. Lineage: Eukaryota; Metazoa; Porifera; Demospongiae; Tetractinellida; Geodiidae.
GACGACAAAAUGGCCGACGACGAUACCCAGCGCUACCACUGCGGCUACUGUGGCUGCGACAUCACACUCCGACUGAAAUGUGCCGUGUGCCCCGACCUGGACCUGUGCCUCCAGUGUUUUGCUGCCGGAGCUGUGGCCGGUGCCCACAAGAGAGAUCACCCCUACCAACUGAUAGAUGAAGGGAGUUUCUCGCUGCUAGUGGAUGACUGGGGAGCCAUAGAGGAGGUCUUGCUGUUGGAUGCAGUGGAACACGACGGCUUUGGAAACUGGGAGGAUAUAGCUGCCCAUGUGGUCACCAAAACAGCCAGAGAAAGCAGGGACCACUAUGGUGCAAUCUACAUCAAUGGAGUCAUUGGAGAAGGGACCAUACCUACCAGACAUCACGCCACAAUUCUGGAAGGCAGAGGAGGAGAAAUCCCUCCCAGGCCUCCCGCCUACUCUCCAGUAAAGUUAGACUCUGCGGAGCAACUUGAACUGGGCUACAUGCCCCUCAGAGACGACUUUGAGCGGGAGUAUAACAAUGGUCUGGAGGAGGUGAUUAGCGAGAUAACGAUAGGGGCGGACGAGGAGGAGGUGGAGAGGGAGCUAAAGCUGGCCCACAUUGACAUGUACAACAAGGGUCUUGUCGAGAGGGAGAAGAGAAAGAGCAUCUCCAAGCAGCACGGACUCAUCGCUGGGAAGCAGAGAUUGAGUGCUAUAAAGAGAAAACUGUCCAAGGAAGACAAAAAGUUGAGGGACAGGUUCAAGACAGUGUCGCGGCUGCUGGAAGCUGAGGAGUACGAACAACUGAUGGCCUCUAUCAAGAAGGAGAGGCAGUUGAAGCAGAGGAUAGCAGAGGUGAGUCGGUACCGCAGGAAUGGAAUCACCAAACUGGAAGACUGCAGCGAGUUUGAUAUACUGAAACAAGAGCAGACAAAGCUGAGAGAGAGAAAGGAUGAGGGAGAUAUGAGCUCUGAUGAACAAGAGGAAGAUUUGUCUUCAGCUGCCAAUCUGGCUCUCCUCUCCUCUUCUGAGAAAAAGUUGUCUCAGUCGGUGGGGGUUGAAGCAGAAGAGUACCUGUCGUGCAAGACAGACAUUCUGAGGAACUCUGCCCUCAAGAGAAGUGGUUACCCGGGGAAAGUGAGGCCACCUCGCCACCUCUCCUCCGACCAGCGAUCCAGACUCAUGACAUUCUUCUCCAAGGCAGGCUGGACCAGCUAGCUAGCACUCUGCCAGCCACCAUUUCUAGCCCAUCAUUUCAAUCAUUUCAAUCAUUUCCUCACCAAUAGAACCAUAUCUCUGUACAUAUGACUCUGUGUGUAUAAUAGAAUAUAUAUACCACUUUAGGAAUUGCUGUGCAAAAAUCCAGACCUAAUGUGUUCAACUGAUUUGCAAUUUGCAGUAAACCCUGGUAUAUAUCUCAGUAUGUAAAGCUAUGCUGAGAGUAAAAUCAUACUCAGUGUGGAAGAGUUAGUGCUGUUAUAUAUUAGUUCUGGGUCUUGGGGGAAACGGUUCGACUCCAGCCACAAAGGGAGUGGGGAUGUGAGAGGGGGAGGAAGUGAUUGUGAGAAACUUGAACCGCUCGCCCAUCUUCUCCGGACUGGUCAGCAUCUCGUAUCCGCUCAGCAGCUGCUCGGCCUCAGACAGAUUAGCCUUGUCUAGUAGCACCUGCAUUCUCUGUCUUAUCCCCAUCUUGUGCAGGAACUCAUUCUGUGUUAUUGGUCCUGCGUAUCCAGCCCCUUCUCCUUGGCUAGCUCUGCUGAGAGCUCCAAAGUCAACGUCUGCAGUGAGAUCUGCAGAGCUGGGAUCUGUCAGUACGUCGUGCAGCUGGUGGCUCCUGAAGCCUCGCAGGGUGUGAUUUGUGGCAGUCUCACUGCCAUAGUCCACUACCAGUGCAGCACCUCCAUGCUCCACCACUCUCCUCCCGAUCUCCUUUGCAACUAGCAGCCCUUCAGGACACACCUCUGCUUGCCUCACUCUUCCUCCCUCCCCCUCCUCUCCACUGGCACUUGGCCGACUAGGCAGGAGAGAGGAGAAGGCAGCAGAGGCUGGGGUGGGCCCUGGGGCCACAACAAAUCGAAGCGACAUGUCACUCUUCUCAGGGUCGAUAUCAACCAGUACUUCUCUCCACCCUUCCUCUGUUCCCUGGUGAAAAAAUCCACUGUCCUGACACUACACAGUGGCACAUAGAUACCUGGAACUGGUGGACCGGCAGAGCAUCAAAGAACUCAUGUGCAAUGAUGUAAGAGUGACUAAGAGGAACAUCCUCUAAUCUCUGAUACCAGUGAACUGGCACUCCAGACUCCAGUGUACAGGUUUUGUAUGGAGACUCCUCAAACAGUGCCCUUUGCCCAGUCUCCACCACCUCCCUUUCCUCUCCUGCAGUGUUUUCUCUUGCAAGUGGCUCAUGGUAGGACUGGCCUCGACGAGAUGGACAGAGAGAGAGUCCAGGACACGACGGAACUGCCCAAACACUCUGAGAAUGUCCUUUGUCAGCGUUCCUCUCCCCGGACCAAGUUCUACCAGACUCCAUUCACGAGGCU